UUUGGUUCUUCUCCUGAACAAUUUGCCAAUAUUAGGCUUUUACCCAACUUUUCAUUUCAUUCAGUUUCGUUCCACUAAAACUAUUCUUUGUUUCUUUUUGCUAUUUUCUUUCUAUUCUGAGAUCGAAUCCAAGCUCUUGUGUAUUUUCCGGUCUGCUGUAUUAACCCCAUUGUCAAUAUGGAUGAUCAGGUGGAGAUUCCUAUGCAUUUUUUGUGUCCGAUUUCGCUUCAACUCAUGAGAGAUCCGGUUAUUGUUUCCACCGGAAUAACUUAUGAUCGAGAACACAUAGAGAAAUGGUUGUUUUCUUGCAAGAAUAACACAUGUCCUGUAACGAAACAGGUUUUGUCUGAUCCAGAUCUGACUCCAAACCACACCCUCCGCCGCCUGAUCCAGGGAUGGUGCACCCUCAAUGCCUCUCGUGGGAUCGAAAGAAUCCCAACACCAAAGCCUCCAGCUGACAAAACUCAGAUUGUAAAACUCCUCAAAGAUGCCGAGCAAUUCCCUGACAUGCAGCUUAAAUGUCUGAGGCGGCUCAAAUCAAUCAUCUCCGAAGGUGAAAGAAACAGAAGCUGCCUUGAAUCAGCCGGUGCAGUACAGUUCUUGGUUUCGAUCAUCAAGAGUAAUGAUCACUCCAUCUCACAAGAAGUUAGUGAUUCUUCAUCAUCUGGAUUUACGAAAGCCAGUGGUGAGGCCUUGAGCAUUCUUUAUGAACUCAAGAUCUCCGAUGGCUGCCUGAAGAAUAUCAUGAACAAUGAUUGUGGUGCUUUUGUGGAGUCUUUAAUUCAGGUGUUGAAGCAUGGAAACUACCAAUCCCGAGCAUAUGCAACAAUGCUAUUGAAGAACGCAUUUGAAGUUGCCAAUCCAUUCCAAUUGAUGAGCGUCACACCAGAAUUCUUUGCAGAAAUAGUUCGUGUUUUACGCGAUCAGAUCUCACAGCAAGCCUCCAAGGCAGCACUGAAGCUUCUGGUAGAACUCUGUCUGUGGGGCAGAAACAGGAUCAAGGCGGUUGAAGGAGGCGCAGUCAUGUUGUUGAUAGAACUCCUUCUGGAAGUUUCCGAGAAGAGAACUUGUGAACUGAAGUUGAUCUUAUUAGAUCAGCUCUGCGGAUGCGCGGAGGGGCGGGCAGAGCUGUUGAAGCACGGGGCAGGGUUAGCGGUGGUGUCCAAGAAAAUACUAAGAGUUUCACAGGUAGCGAGCGAUCGGGCAGUGAGGAUUCUAUCUUCCAUAAGUAAAUUCUCUGCAACUACUAGGGUUCUUCAGGAGAUGUUGCAGGUGGGGGUGGUGGCAAAGUUGUGCUUGGUGCUUCAGGUAGAUGGCAGUUUUAAGACUAAAGAGAGGACGAGAGAGAUUCUCAGGCUGCAUUCUAGGGUGUGGAAGAAUUCUUCGUGUAUUCCUUUUCAUUUGUUGUCUUCUUAUCCAUCUUCUUAAAACUUUGAAAAGCUAUAAUUAUAUUUUCUGUAUAGAUAGGAGGAAAUUUUGGGCAUGAGAAAAUAAAUUAAACUGCCCUCA
Molecule: messenger RNA, 1509 nt
Organism: Rubroshorea leprosula
Lineage: Eukaryota; Viridiplantae; Streptophyta; Magnoliopsida; Malvales; Dipterocarpaceae
Source: the annotation of a GenBank genome assembly